AUGCGAAUAGCUUCAAUUUCCCGGUGUUUUGACGAUGCUCGACCGCCAAUCAUCAUAUUCGACUACGACGGCGCGGCCGUUUGCGUACCGAACAGUGAUGGAGAAAUCCUCCGGCCCAACUUCAACGACAUCCCAACUGUUUACAAUGACGACCUUGUCGCAGCAUUUCCAGAGGCCAAAGGCGAUACCGGUGGUUUUCUCUUCAAGACGAACUUAGAUUUUGAUGGCGAGGAUAUGUUGUUUUGCCGCGGAGUCGCUGGCCUUCGAGGUUUUGAGCGAUGGGUUGAUGAGCUGACCAACAAGAAAAAGAUUCGGGAUGGGGAAGGCACCCGCGAGUACGAUGCCACGGACGCCCACAUCGAGGUCAACUUCAUCAAACUGCCCCCUCUGCACGAGAUCACCGAUUGCGUCUUCCAUCUCGCACAGCCACACAGCAAUGCAGUCGAUAUCGGCAAUAUGAUAACUCCCUUCGAAGCCCACAGCGGAGACGUCGCAGGCCAAGUACUUGCCAAGGUCAAGUUUCACACGGCAAAUGACACCAAUUGUAUCGACGAUCGCAAGCCCGUAUGGACAGGUAAUACUGGAACUUACCACGUCGCCGGAGCAAGUACAUCUCCUGACAGAGCCCGAAACUCUGAGCCCAUGAGCAACAAGCGCCAGCACGAUGCCGAUGUGGCCAGCGAAGAGCAGCGCCGUCUGGUCAAGAGAGCAAGGAGCGACGUAACGAGCGAGGCUGAGGCAUUUACUCUGCUGUCCGUCGACGAUAUUGUGUUCGAGACAGGCACCAACGUUGGCGAUAUUAGCCACGGCAGCUUCGCUGCCUUUUUUGAACCAGACCCUCGACUGAAUACCGACGACGCAGGUCAAUUACCCAUUGCUGGGCACGCUCCCGUAAGGUUCCAUUACAGUUGGAAGACAUUCGAUGAGUGUAUGAGAGAGCGCCUUGGGUUAGGAGGGACCGAUAACAGCACCUACUGCUGUACGUUUAUAUGUGUCCCCAGCACAGCACAACCCCUUCUUCGGUACGAGUAUCACUUUACCGGCCAAGUCGGCUUUGGCACGCUUGUACAGCUGCUUGAAGCAAGGCUAGUCGGGUGUCAGUUACCUAUCGUCAGAGGGGUCCUCGAUGAGGUAUCAGCCUCCGUCCGGUUCACCUCAAGCCGCAUGACGCUCAGCGGCGACUACCUCCUUCGCGCAGACGCUACCCAUGAAAGAAACCAUGACGAAGACCAUAUGGACCUGACAGGGUAA
Molecule: messenger RNA, 1251 nt
Organism: Fusarium poae
Lineage: Eukaryota; Fungi; Ascomycota; Sordariomycetes; Hypocreales; Nectriaceae
Exons: 7
Coding region: 1-1251 (416 amino acids)
Source: RefSeq, a predicted model, not a curated record